Rhodamnia argentea is the source of this 474-nucleotide messenger RNA. RefSeq names its product protein RADIALIS-like 4. The record is from RefSeq and is a predicted model, not a curated record. Gene Ontology annotation, molecular function: DNA-binding transcription factor activity. Bases 76 to 474 code for a protein of 132 amino acids. The transcript has a single exon. Lineage: Eukaryota; Viridiplantae; Streptophyta; Magnoliopsida; Myrtales; Myrtaceae.
UUUGACACGCCGCUGAGUCGUGAAGUGGUUCGGAGUUGCAAAGUGUGGGUUUUUUUGAGUCAGGGUUUUGCUUUGAUGACUGUCGAUGAAGCAGUGAGCCCUAGUUGUUCCUCGUGGAGUAGGGAACAGGACAAGGCGUUCGAGAAUGCCCUGGCUACUCACUUCGAGGACUCCUCGGAUUGGUGGGAGAAGGUAGCCUCCGACGUACCGGGCAAAACCCUAGAGGAAAUUAAGCUUCAUUAUGAGCUUCUGGUUGAAGAUGUCGAUAAGAUAGAGUCUGGCCGCGUGCAUCUGCCUUCCUACAAUUCUUCUUCCUCGGAUGGCUCCACGAGUAACUUAGGGGAGGAGGAGAACGGGAAGAAGGGCGGCGGGUUGGGGAACGCGAACGGCGAGUCAAACCAGGGAGGCACUAACACAUUAGAAUAUCUAAGAGAAUUAUUAUCGCGAUCAAUCUCCAAGUACUACAAGCCAUAA